Messenger RNA from Penicillium daleae, 516 nucleotides. RefSeq lists its product as uncharacterized. The record is from RefSeq and is a predicted model, not a curated record. The coding region runs from base 1 to 516 and encodes 171 amino acids. The transcript has a single exon. Lineage: Eukaryota; Fungi; Ascomycota; Eurotiomycetes; Eurotiales; Aspergillaceae.
AUGUGCAAUGACCUGUCUCGCGCGUUUGAGUCCAGGCUGCUUAACUAUCCAUACUUGAUCCAGUACCCUCUCUUGCCACGAGACCUGACUCUACGGGAACUGUUCUACCGGAACCCAGAGAUGAAGCCGCAAAUUGCUCAUACCUGUAUCGUCGCCAAUUAUCAAACAACGUAUGACUUGCUUGACGUUGUUCCUACAGAAUCAAUAUGGCUGCAAGCAGAGAGAAGUCCAAAUCGGCAUUAUUUGGAGGAUCUCGAGCGCCGCGCAACGAAGCAAUACUAUGAAUCGGUAACAUGCAAUAAGGAGCCAACGCAGACAUGGCUCUAUUCGGCUAUCAAUACUGCACAUGUCGAGCUGCAGUACCGGAAGGGGAUUCAUGAAUGUUUCCUUGCACCUAUGCCCUUCAUCGAUGUUUUUCUCUGUUCCUCUGAAGAUCUGAGGGGAAAGGCAGCUGGUAUGAGGAGUAACGAGCCUGUACUUGGUGGUCCCUCAACUUUCGAGGAAGUUCAAGAAUGA